UUAUAAAAUGAACAAUAACAAAUAUGUACAUAUCUGUUUUUAAUUGGACAGUUCACCCGUAUUUCUCCUAGAUGGCAUUGGGCUUGUGGUGCUCAAACCUCAACCCUGAUGUCUCUGUCCAGAAAUCAUGACCAGGUCACUCAAGAUAAUCCACAGGCCUCGUUGUCAGCAGUUUCAUGUAGGAACUUUGAGCACCAUCUAGUUUCAUUAUAUUUAAGAGAAGGCAGACAUCUCUAUGGCUGAUAACUCCAACACUCGGCAACUCACACCAAAACAAUCUAGACUUAUAAAUAGCACUACAGGUUAGAGGAAUAUAAAUACUGUCUCUUUAAAAUGGAAAGAGCUGCACAGUAGCCUAUUUAAAACAAAAGGACGCUGUGCAAAAUAUUUAUCUAGGAACAUGCAAAUGUUCACAGCGUAAAGUACAAAGAAUAUUUGCAAUAUGCAGACACAAUGAGCACAUUUUUAGGUAUUCACUUGGGGGCAUUUGAUAGAUUUAUUAGAUAUCUGCAUGCAUUGCUAACUAGUUAAUACGCCUGUAAAAAAAAAAAAAUCACGUAAAACCAUGAAUUGUAAGUCAUUUAAUGUUGGAAUUAAAGCUAUCAAGAAGAUAAAAUGAAGGUUCACAAUGAAAAUUCAGCAUCCCUGUAGGUCCACGUAGCAUCAAGUAAGUGCAGACAAUAUAGUAAGUAUAACUUGAUGCACUGUAAUUACAGGAGCUAUAAAUGGAGUAGGCUGGUACUUUGUUCAGUGGGCCAGCAGAGUGUAGCCUCACGAGACUCUGCUGGUAUACAGUACAUGAAAGAGCUCAGUCAGCAGAGCAAGACAAGUGCUUCCUCAGAAAAACCACAUCCUUCCUUUUGAGUGAGCAAACAAAAAAAUGUGUCUUCAUCUCUGUGUGCUUCCUCCUCCCCUCUUUCUCGCUCUGUCUCUGGCUUUGUCUCAUGCUGUCAGAAACUCACACCGGCACAUUUCGCAUAACGCACAGACACAUUAAGUUCUUUCAUGCAACUGCAGGCACUCACACUAGUGAGUUUCAUACAGCCUGUGGGGAUGGCAGCUCUGAGUCUGUGUGUCGAUUUUGCAUUUCAAGCCAAGUAAAAACUAGCUUUUGUUUAUUAAGUGUUUAGUUUGUUACACCAACUUUGACAUGUUUCUGGCAAGUUCUAAUCAAAUGUACGAAUCCCUUCGGUCAAGCAGCCUAAUACCGAAACCUCAAGAUAAGCAUGACCAGGUUUGCUCUAAGUCACUUCAGUGAUUUUAAUGCUCAGUCAUCUCUCGUCCAGUCAUCGCUGUACUCUGUUUGAGUGGUGUCGAGAGCAACACUUGGGCCACAGAGGCAGCCCCUUCAACCUUAGGACCCGUUUCUCAGUUGACAGGAGGUCACGUGUUGUGGCCUGGUUUCUGUGAAAAAAUGACUAGGGUGGUGAGAACAGAGAAAAUGACAGCUGAAUACUGGACGCGCUGAGACGAAGAAAAGCUGCCACUCUGUGUCUUAUUCAGAUGUUACUGAAGUGGAGGCUGUUUGAAUGAAGAAAAGAAGAAACAUUUGCUGUUAAGAAAAAUAGAAAUCGCAAGAUUCAGUCAGCACCAAAUGCAAAUCAGCUGUCAUCGCUUAACCAAUGACACAGAAAGUUUUCACACCUGUAAGGUUGCUACUGUAAUAGAAGGAAUUUCCCAUAGACAUAUUACUGUUUAUUGCUGGCAACAUUUGUUUGUUUGUCUCAAAAGCUGUCUGUUGUGCACUUUAGUUUCUCAUUCAUGAUGAAUAAUGUGACUUUUGGUAUCACCUUUACAUUUGAUAUUGUUAGUCUGAUAUAAAUCUCUUUGUAUUGCUCAAUCCUGUGUGUCAUAAUGUUGCAUAGCAGCUCAUCAGAAUAAUGUGACUUCUUGGAAUAAUGUUUAUCUCCCCAGCAGUUUUUUGUUAAAGCAACUGAACCGCUUGGAGUCAAAUGACUGGUGUAUGAUAUUUUCACUGAAAUGACCUUGUCAUCCAAGUUGAAGACAGAGAGGAAGAGGCAGUGACAGAUGUAAGAAAGAGAGCGAUGAAGAGUGCUUGCAACCAAAAGCCUGAUUUUGGAUGAAACGAGAGAGACGUUGCCUGUGGAAAAACUGUGGAGGCUGGUGGAGGGCUUGUUUUUGUGCACAGACUGAGCCAGGGGGUCGCAGCAAGAGACGAAGACAGGAUGAGCAUGCAAGGCACAGAAAUCUCAAAAGGCACCAUCAAGAUGUCAGGCUUUCAAUAUGAGUCAUCGCUGACAUUUUAUGAAUAGUCCCCUGAUACACUUCUGGUCCCCUGUUCAGUCUCACACUCAGAGGGUCCCGGGUUACAUCUUGUCUCACAUUCUCAUCCAAGAUGCAGCCACUCUGUGCUUUUACCUUCCUGUGCACUCUCUCUUUCCUCUCUCCUGUGCUGUCUCGACAGUGCACUGACACAGAAUAUGCCUGGCCAUUGGACAAACCCCAUUUAUGCUGUCAAAUGUGCGCACCAGGUAAACAUAUGGCUGGGCGUAAUCAGAAUAUUUGUGAUACUGAUUGUGCACCUUGCACGGAAGGCCUAUACACUGAAAAGUACAACGUGGACAUGACCUGCGAAGUUUGUGUAAACUGCAAUAAACCAAACAUGGAGUAUAAGAGAAAUUGCAGCACCACUCAUAACGCUGUGUGUGGAUGUAAAGCCGGCUACACAUGUAGAGACCCGUCCUGCAAGAACUGUGUGCCAGUACCAACCUCCACCAUCAAAACAACACUCCCUCCACCCACUACAGCCCUGAAACCUGGAUCCCUCACCACACUCUGGGAACCUUCUCAGCCAAUCAAAGAUACGGCAUGGUUCCUGGUGAUCAUCGCUCUCCUGUGUACAGGACUUGCACUUGUAGUUUUGACAAAAAUCAAGCCCUUUCUGCGUUGGAUCAAAUCCAAACAGGGAUACUUUUUGGCUAAAGAAGCUGCACCAGCGCCACAGGGCUCCGAGGACGAAGAAGUUUCCACUCCUGUUCAGGAAGUGCUCGGGAAAUGUGAUCAGUGUGAUGUCUGAGUUUAAGACCCUGAACUUCAGUGAGCAAGAAUUUGACAAGCAGACAUUUAGUGCAAAACAUCUCUUGUUGUUUUGAACGUUUGUGACAAAUGUGAGCAAACGUCACUUGGCCCGUGCCGAUGAAUGGAAACUACAGAAAAUGUUUCAAGACUGAUGCUGUUUUCCGGAAGGAGAUGUGACUUUUUGACAUCUGUGACGUUAAGACGAUAAAGCUGUACAAAGAAACACACAGAUAACAAAUCUGAAAGACACUGAGUGAGACUGUGAUGGUAAUAUAUGAGUUGCAAAUUGUGCAGUGCGUUGCUAAAUGGUGGUAUGUACCAUAGUACAAAAAAGUUAAACAUAUUCCACAUCUUUACAUUUCAGCCCUGUCUCACAGAAAAAUGUGAAAUGGACACGAACUCUUAAUGCAUGAUGUGGUGGUGGGCACAAAAUGCACCACAAAAAACAAUGCCACAAAGUCAGUUUGGAUCUUUUGUUGUGGUGGACACACCAGUUAAGUAUACAGCACAACAAAAUCUGCGUAAGAUUGUUGGGAAGGAUGGUGGAUGUGUCAAACAAACAUGGACUUUCAACUAGGAGACCGCUGUGUGUGUCCUGUGUGAACUGAUUAUAGAAAACAAGUGUCGCACACUCUGGCUUCAAAUGCAUUUCUUUUAUUUUGUGUCCCAUGAGAGGCCAAAAGUCAGCUUUACGUAACUUUACAUAACUAUGCAAAGUACUUUAUGUAGGUACUACAUGUAACCACACAAAGUAUGUAAGUUUACGUCACAUACUUAGUUAUAUUACCAAAAACAUGUUUUUUCCUCUCUAAACU
This is a messenger RNA of Epinephelus fuscoguttatus (brown-marbled grouper), 3854 nucleotides long. It is a transcript of the gene cd27, whose product is annotated as CD27 molecule. Gene Ontology annotation, molecular function: transmembrane signaling receptor activity; protein binding. The coding region runs from base 2357 to 3037 and encodes 226 amino acids. The record is from RefSeq and is a predicted model, not a curated record. Gene Ontology annotation, cellular component: external side of plasma membrane; membrane. Gene Ontology annotation, biological process: negative regulation of apoptotic process; apoptotic process; immune response. The transcript has 7 exons. Lineage: Eukaryota; Metazoa; Chordata; Actinopteri; Perciformes; Serranidae.